Messenger RNA from Canariomyces notabilis, 1263 nucleotides. Its product is annotated as glycoside hydrolase family 5 protein. The record is from RefSeq and is a predicted model, not a curated record. NCBI's taxonomy places the organism in Eukaryota, Fungi, Ascomycota, Sordariomycetes, Sordariales, Chaetomiaceae. Bases 1 to 1263 code for a protein of 420 amino acids. Gene Ontology annotation, molecular function: hydrolase activity, hydrolyzing O-glycosyl compounds. The transcript has a single exon.
AUGGCCGGAUUCAACCGGCUCCUGGCCGUUGUCGGUCUCCUAAUAACAAUACCCCUAACCCGAGCGGCUGUACCGCCGGCCCUCCCGCUCAAGUCGUCGAGCCGCUGGAUCCUGGACAACAACAACCAGCGUGUCAAGCUUCGCUGCGUGAACUGGGCAGGCCACAUGGAAGCCAACAUCCCCGAGGGCUUGCACCGCCAAUCCAUGGACUACAUCGUCGACUGGAUCGACCAGCAAGGGUUCAACUGCGUGCGCCUGACGUACAGCACCGACUACGCCCUGGACCCGGCCAGGCCCGUCUCGGAGUCCUUCACCAACGCCGCGUCGAACGCCGGCGUGCCCCUGGACAGGAUGGCGGACAUGUUCAACCGCGUGGUGGACAGGAACCCGUGGAUCGCCAACGCCACGACGGGCGACGUGUUCGCGGCCACCGUCGACAAGCUCUGGGCGCGCGGCAUCAUGACCAUCAUGGACAACCACGUGUCGCGCGCGUCGUGGUGCUGCGACCUGACGGACGGCAACGGGUGGUGGGACGAGGCGUUUGGGUACAACCCCUGGAACAGCCGCUUCUUCAAGACGCAGGACUGGCUGGCCGGCCUGCAGGCCGUGGCCGCGUGGGCCCAGUCGCACCCGGGCGUGGUGGCGCUGUCGCUGCGCAACGAGCUGCGCGCCUUCUUGCUGCAGGACCUCAACGGCCGUGCCGACUGGUACAAGUACAUGAAGCAGGCCGGCGAUCUAGUCCACCAGACGCACCCGGACGUGCUGGUCAUCGUCGGCGGCCCGCAGAGCGCCACGGACUUGCUCCACAUCCGCACUGGACAGAUGCUCGAUACCUCCGGCUGGCCGGGGAAACACGUCUGGGAGAUGCACGCCUACAGCUUUACCGUGACCUUUCCGGACGCCUUCAAGAACUGCGACAUUGUCAAGACGCAGUACGGCCUGAUGGACGGCUUCGUGCUCGAGCAAGGGAAACCCUACACGGGCCCCCUCAUCCUGAGCGAGUUUGGGGUGGGAAUGCAGGGCGGCGAGUUCGACGGCCUCAAUGAGCAGGACAAUCGCUAUCUGGAGUGCCUUGUGUCGUACAUGCAGAACAACGACGCCGAGUGGGCCGUCUGGGCCAUCCAGGGUAGCUACUACGUCCGGCAGGGGGUUGUGGACCACGACGAGACGUGGGGUCUGAUGGACUAUGAGUGGAAGGGCUGGAGGAAUCCGGGGUUCCCUAAGAGGCUAGGAGCGAUGUGGCAGAUGACGCAACAUCCUUAG